Messenger RNA from Oreochromis niloticus (Nile tilapia), 7630 nucleotides. RefSeq names its product retrovirus-related Pol polyprotein from transposon 412. Gene Ontology annotation, biological process: DNA integration. Gene Ontology annotation, molecular function: nucleic acid binding. The transcript has 2 exons. The coding region runs from base 1677 to 6302 and encodes 1541 amino acids. NCBI's taxonomy places the organism in Eukaryota, Metazoa, Chordata, Actinopteri, Cichliformes, Cichlidae. The record is from RefSeq and is a predicted model, not a curated record.
UAAAGAUAGAGACAUGAAAAUAGUACCCCCCCAUUUUAUUUUAUGCUCAGAGACACUUUCUUUUGGUAAGGCCACUGCAGUGUCAGUUUUACUGUUAUAUACGUUCCGCCAGCAGAGGGCGCUCGGUCCUGUACGCAUCGGUAGCUGACGCUACACUAGAAGAAGUAGUGUCAGCGGUGAAGAGGCAGCGUACGGCCCGCGCGCGCCGAAGAGAACUGAUUGUCUUAUUUUUCUGUUUUUACAGUUUUUCUGUAAAAAUAAAUAUGUUGCACGAGAGAUGAGUUGGCCCAUCAUUUCAGCGGUGUAACAUAUUUUGGCGAGCCAGCCAGGAGGUGGCGCUAGUGAGUCAACACCAUCACCAACCACCUUCUUUCCCAAGAGACGAACCUUCAAUCAAAAGAAAUGGAAUCCCUGCAACCUCUGCGUGACGAAGUGAGUGCAGCCUUGUGGCAGUUGGAGAGAGAGCAUCUUGUGGACGUCUGCAGGCGACUGAAAUGUUCCGGCCUGGACAGCGCAGAGUCUCACAGCAAGACCAAGAGGACACUCAUCAGGUUGGCAGAGGGCAUGUUUGAUGAUGUGGAGAAAAAUGAGGAAGAGGAUCAAGUGGAACAGUUUUAUAAAGACAUUGCUGUAUACAUCCAGAGACUAAGCAAAGGAGAGUGUCAGUCAGAAAGGGAACUCCAUGGCACAGAGUCUGGGCAAAAGAAAGAUCUUGAGGACACCACAUGUGCUACUCCAACACAGAUUGCAGAUUUCCCACCCAGAGCCCGACCAGAGGCGAUGCGAACUCUUCAAGAGGUAACAUUGAGGAGGGAGUUUAAAAUCUGUGGGCAGAUUGGAGAGCAUGGGCAGAAGGAUAAGCUAUCCUAUCUUAGCCUGAUUCGCCAGAUUGAGAAUGGGAGUGAAAAAGGGCACUCGGAGACUGAAAUAGUGGAAGCAGUAAUUAGGGCCAUUAGUCCAGGAACGCCCCUAAGAGAAAUGUUAGAGAUCAAACGUGGGUUAACACUCAGCAAACUGCUCACCAUAUUAAAGGGACACUAUAGGGUAGACAGCCCCACUGAGCUUUACCAUCAGCUCCUCAAUAUCUCCCAAGAGCCCAAAGAAACUGCCUUAAACUCUGUAUUUCGUGCCAUUGAACUUAAAGAGAAGUUGUUAUGGAAAGCGGCAAAUGAGGAGACAGAUGAACUGUAUAGCAGAGCCACCAUCCAGCGCAAAUUCCUCCGCUCCAUUGAAACUGGGCUGCUCAGUGACUCUAUCAAGUAUCAGCUACUGUCCCUCCUAAGCGACAUAACCAUAACAGAUGAAGAACUGAUUGAGAAAGUCAAUGAAGCUUCAAAGCUAGAAAAUGAAAGAUUUGAGAAACGGAAAAGGUCCACUGCAGCCAAGAUUCCCAAGGUCCAAGAGCUCCAAACAGAAUGCCAAACAGCCCCGACAUCUGCUCAGAGCCCCUCCAAACCCAGAGAAUCCCCCGCUACGGUGGCCAUGACAACAGUGAAAAAUAAACAGACUAAGUCAGACACGCAGCAGAUUAUAGAAGAACUACGUAAAGAGAUGAAACAAAUGUUUAUGGCUGCUAUGGAAACCAGUCCCCGCACCAUGGCACCAAAGCAACGAGAAAAAGGCUGUAAAAAGUGCAAAGAAGAGGGGAAAGGAGAGAACUGCCUGCACUGUUUCAAAUGUGGGCGAGAGGGCCACUACUCCCGUGGAUGCCGAGCACCGAGACUGUCAUCGGGAAACGGGGAGGGACUACUGAGAUGGGACCAACAGUAGUCCAAAGCCCACGGUCCCAUAACGAACAGCCAAGCCCACCAACAUCCUCCAAAGAAACUGCAGCUAGUGUCCCAUCAGCGGUAACUGAGGUUCACUAUCUACCCCCUCAACGAAAGUCACGGUUAGUAAGCCUAGUGGGAAACAGAUGUACUGUGAACUGUUUUAUGGACAAUCGCCCAGCUAAGGUGUUGUGGGAUUCAGGGGCACAGUCCAGCAUAGUAAAUGAAAACUGGCGGCAAAACCACCUCCCCCACACGGUUGUCAGACCCGUUUCAGAGCUGUUAGACAAUGAGACGCUCACAGUGUUUGCUGCAAAUGACACACCCAUUCCGUACAUUGGCUGGAUAGAAGUCAGCUUCAGACUAGGCAGUGAUUUGUCUCCAACCAGUGAGCUGCAGGUUCCAAUAUUGGUAUCCAGUGACCCAGCUGUGGCCAGUGAUCCCAUCAUCGGCUACAAUGUCAUUGAAGCUAUCGUGAACCAGGAAGAGGUAAAAGCCAAAGGAGGAAGAAAACAACUAGCACACUAUGUGAGUAAAGCAUUUGAAAUAACUGUACGCACUGCACAUAAUGUUGUCAAGCUUGUGCAGAACAGCACUGAAGGCCCAGAGACAGGUGUGGUAAGAACUGGUGUAAGAAGAGUGCCUUUGUCAGCAAACCAAGUCACCACAGUUUAUGUACGGGCACACGUUAGUUCACAUGCCCGGGGCCAAGACAUGCUCUUUCUACCUGAUGGGGCUGACCCACCACCAGAGGGCGUAAUAGUCAAUGAUGUACUGGUGAAAAUCCCAGACAGAAAAGUACCAUAUGUGCCCAUCCCUGUGACUAACACUACAGACCACACCAUUUAUCUGGACAGCCGUAAAGUGAUUGGAUACCUUGAACCAGUAAAGACUGUAUACGCAGCUGGCAUCCAGACUAAAGUAAACGAGCUGACACAAGAGAACAAAAGUGGUACAGAGUUAAAGUCACACAACCCGAGUAACACACAGACACGAGAGAACCAACAGAGACCAAAGUCAUGGGACCCACCAGUGGAUCUCCAGCAUCUGGAUGAAAAUCAGCGAGCGGCUGCGAGGAAGAUGUUGCGAGAGGAAUGUGAGGCGUUUGCAUAUGACAGUGACGAUGUUGGCUGCAUACCAUCCCUGAGGAUGCAUAUAAGCCUCCAUGACACAACUCCUGUGAAAAAGACUUACAUGUCCAUCCCAAAACCCCUGCACAACAAAGUCAAAGAGUAUUUGCAAGACCUGCUUAACAAAGGCUGGAUCACACCAUCACGGUCCCCCUACUCAUCACCUGUGGUGUGUGUCCGCAAGAAAGACGGCACCCUCCGCCUUUGUUGUGACUUUAGGGAGCUCAACCGCAAGUCAGUCCCAGACCGCCAUCCAAUCCCAAGGAUCCAAGACAUGUUGGAUGCUCUGGGUGGGAGCUCCUGGUUUUCCGUGUUAGACCAGGGUAAGGCGUACCACCAGGGUUUCUUGGAUGAAGAAAGCCGCCCCUUAACCGCCUUCAUCACACCCUGGGGGCUCUAUCAGUGGGUACGGAUUCCCUUUGGCCUGAGCUCCGCACCCGCUGAGUUCCAGAGAAGCAUGGAGCACUGUAUGGCAGGCCUCAGAGACACUAUCUGCCUCCCAUACCUGGACGACAACCUGGUGCACAGCAGCAGCUUUGAUGAACAUUUGGAACAUAUCCGCCUUGUCCUCCAGCGUUACAGAGAGCAUGGUGUUAAGCUGACCCCAAAGAAAUGUGAACUGUUCAGGCGAAGUGUCAAGUUUCUGGGAAAGCUGGUAACAGGUGAAGGCUACACCAUGGACCCGGCAGAGUUGGCCCCGGUGAUGGCGUUAAAGGAAAAGACCCCUGCAACCGUCGGAGAGGUACGUCAAAUGCUUGGUUUCCUCUCUUAUUACAGGCCUUUCAUCCCCAACUUCUCCCGUGUAGCCCAUCCACUCUACAGCCUGCUCAGCCCUCCAUCUUCUGAGAACUCUGCUCCAGUCUCAGCCGACAAGUCCAGAAAGGAGGCGAAGAAAAGUAAAGGCCAUUUACCAUCACGGACGCCCAUUCAGUGGACGACCUCCCACCAAGAGACAUUGAACCAGCUUGUAGAUGCACUUACAAGACCCCCCAUUCUCGGGUACCCCGACUUCACAGAGCCUUUUGUGUUACAUUGUGAUGCAUCACAGGUUGGGCUAGGUGCUUUUUUGUACCAGCGGCAGCAAGGCAAGAUGAGAGUCAUAGCUUAUGGCUCCCGCACUCUGAGUCCAGCAGAGAAAAAGUACCACCUGCACUCUGGCAAAUUAGAGUUUUUGGCUAUGAAGUGGGCGAUUUGUGAACGUUUCCAGGAUUAUCUGUACCAUGCCCCAUCGUUCGUGGUGUACACUGAUAAUAACCCACUAACAUAUGUGCUCACUACUGCAAAGCUUAACGCCACAGGUCACAGAUGGGUCGCGGAGCUGGCCAGCUACAACUUCACCAUCCGCUACCGUCCAGGCAAGACCAACGCAGAUGCUGAUGGGCUGUUGCGAAUGCCGUUGGACAUUGACAGCUACAUGAAGAGCUGUACAGCUGAAGUUGGACAGGAAGCCAUAAGCGCAUCAAUGGAGUCUGUAACGGUGGAGGAGAGAGACCCUUGCCAAGGUGUUGGAGUUAUCCAUGUUAGUGCUCUGAAAUUAAUCAAAGAUUCUGACACUACCCAGUCUUUUACACCAGACCAAAUACGCAGAGUCCAGGAAGCAGAUGAAGUUCUGGCAAGAGUGCUCUGGUAUAAGUCGCUGGGUAGAAGACCGAGUAGAACUGAGGUGAAGUCAGAGCAUCCUGCAGUAGCUGCACUACUCAAGCAGUGGUUGAAGCUUCACGUCGACCAGAAUGGUGUCCUGCAUCGCCAAGCAUCACGCCGAGAGCAGCUACUGGUCCCUAAAGCCUAUCGUCCCCUGGUUUUUAAAGAACUCCACCAAGACAUGGGCCACUUAGGGGUGGAAAGGACGCUCGACCUGAUUCGAGACAGGUUCUACUGGCCGCAGAUGGCGAAAGAGGUUGAACACUUUGUUACAGAAGAAUGUGAGUGUCUUAAGAAGAAGAAACCGAGUAAGCAGACCCGUGCACCUUUGUCCCCGAUCCAGUCCACUUACCCAUUCCAGCUGGUGUCCAUAGACUUCCUUCACCUGGAAAAGUGUAAGCAGGGCUACGAGUAUAUACUUGUUGUCAUGGAUCACUUCACGAGGUUUGCCCAAGCCUAUGCAACGAAGAACAAAGCAGCUAAAACAGUUGCUGACAAGCUCUUCAAUGACUUUGCACUCAAGUUCGGCUUCCCGACCAGACUACACCACGACAUGGGCAAGGAGUUUGAAAACAAACUCAUGGCAAGAUUGAAAGAACUCUCUGGUAUCCAGGGCUCCCACACGACACCCUACCACCCACAGGGUAAUGGACAGGUGGGGAGAUUCAACCGCACCCUGCUGUCCAUGUUGCGGACCCUGGAGGACAAGGAGAAGGAUGAUUGGAAAGAGUCGCUAGCUAAAGUCGUCCACGCGUACAACUGUACGAAGAAUGAGGCAACAGGCUACGCCCCAUGUUACCUCAUCUUCGGGCGUUCCCCACGCCUGCCCAUCGACUUGCUCUUCGACCUGAAAAGGGAUGAAGCUCAUUUGGACUAUGAUGACUAUGUUAGCUGCUGGAAAAAGAGAAUGCAGGAGGCGUACACAGUGGCUUCUCAAACUGCUACCAGGGAAGCUGCUCGAGGUAAAGCGUACUACGACAAGAAAGUUAAAGGGAGAGAUCUUCAGCCUGGGGAUAGAGUGCUCCUCCGAAAUCUCACUCCUCGAGGUGGUCCCGCAAAGAUCCAGUCCUUUUGGGAGAACCAAGUCUACAAAGUGAGGGAGAGGAAAGCAGAUGACAGUCCAGUGUAUGUAAUCAGCCCUGAAAAUGGCCAAGGCAGAGAUAAAGUGGUGCACAGAAAUCUCCUACUGCCCUGUGACUUCCUGCCACUUGAGAAGCCAUCUACACAGACUGUUCAGCCCCAAAAAGACUCUCCAACGGUGACAAGGAAGAAGUUCAGACCUCCGUGUAGACAGCAGCAGCCAAGGAAUGGCGACACAUCGGAUGAUGACGACAGUGGCACCUUCCAGUGGUACCUUAGGCCGGUUCCAGGGAGACGACAGAGGCAGACUCUGCUUAACCCUUUGGCAGAGUCCUUCCAGCCUCCUCCGAGUCUCCACCGUCAAGAAGAGGAUUUGCCACUACAGAGCGAAGAGGAUUUGCCACUACAGAGUGAAGAGACUGUGCCUGGGCAGAUCCAAGGCCCUGACCCUGACAAUGACGGGCCACUGAGUGGUGAUGCUAUGACUGACAUUCUAGCUGCAACUGGUGGUGAGACUGACUCUGUGAGGCAGCGACCUCAAAGACAAAGACAGCAACCAACUGUACUGAGCUAUGACACUUUAGGUCAGCCAACUUUGGUUCAGAGGAACUGUACAGUGACUACGGCUCAGGUGAUUGACUGUAAUGGCUUCUGGAGACCAUGGACGGUGGGAGUGUGUUAAAGUUAUGGUUCAAUAGAUGAUGCAGACAGAAAUGUCAGGAGACAUUUAAUUUUGUGGGGGAGAGUGUGGCACUAUGUUAAAGAUAGAGACAUGAAAAUAGUACCCCCCCAUUUUAUUUUAUGCUCAGAGACACUUUCUUUUGGUAAGGCCACUGCAGUGUCAGUUUUACUGUUAUAUACGUUCCGCCAGCAGAGGGCGCUCGGUCCUGUACGCAUCGGUAGCUGACGCUACACUAGAAGAAGUAGUGUCAGCGGUGAAGAGGCAGCGUACGGCCCGCGCGCGCCGAAGAGAACUGAUUGUCUUAUUUUUCUGUUUUUACAGGUAAGCUGGGUGGUUGAUAAUAUGAAACAGAGGUUAUAAAAGUGACAGACAGCAGUGACGAUUAAUGAUAAAUGUCGUUUGUGCCGAAUGUUAAGCUAAAGAGCUAAUUUCCAAGUUGGUCCAGUUGUUAGCCUGUGCCGAUCCAAGUGUUAGACCGUACCGAAAGUCUGUGCGCUCGGUGCAGGUAUUUUUGGGUUAAAAUCACAAUAUAUAUGUUUUGCACAAUAAGAGAAAAUGUGAAUUGCUUUAUGUUUAGUUCAUGAAGAGUGAAUGUUGUAAAAAAAUUGUUAAGAAAAACAUUUAUUUGAAAAAGAUCUAGUUUAAUAAAUACAGUUAAGAAGACAGGUCCAUAAAUAGAUUAAAACAGUAGUAAAAACGAUAUAAAACUGUAAUCAGAGUUCACUGUGUUCUUCAUGUGUGUAGUAAAAUGUAUUUUUGUGAUUUAAGCAGUUUAUCAAGUGGUGCAUAUGAAUAUGGAACUGUAUAAGUUACUUGUAUAAAGUAAUGUUUGCUACACUAGAAGAAGUAGUGUCAGCGGUGAAGAGGCAGCGUACGGCCCGCGCGCGCCGAAGAGAACUGAUUGUCUUAUUUUUCUGUUUUUACAGUUUUUCUGUAAAAAUAAAUAUGUUGCACGAGAGAUGAGUUGGCCCAUCAUUUCAGCGGUGUAACAAUAGCAGCAAAAUAUUUCUCCUCUCGAUAGUUUCUACCUGCAGUUAUACUUUUUAACAUGCUUUGAGCUUGAGCAUAGGGGUUAGUUUGGGUGGUGAAUGGAUUUUUUGAUUGUGGUUCAGGUGCCAACGGCGUUGACACAUAAGGAGGUGGAUGUGGUUUUUGUAACGUCAUUUCUUUUUUCUUUUCUCUCUAUUUUCACUUCUCCUUUCUUUCUCCUCUUUCCAUGCUUUAAAAUAUUGCAGUUCUUGUGAGCGUUCUAUUUUCUUUUGUAGAUCUUUUUCAAUAUUUAUUUCUACUUGGAGGGUUUCUUUUAAUUUAAUCAAUGCGGAGGGGCU